Triticum aestivum (bread wheat) is the source of this 2291-nucleotide messenger RNA. RefSeq lists its product as uncharacterized. The record is from RefSeq and is a predicted model, not a curated record. Bases 636 to 2291 code for a protein of 551 amino acids. NCBI's taxonomy places the organism in Eukaryota, Viridiplantae, Streptophyta, Magnoliopsida, Poales, Poaceae. Gene Ontology annotation, molecular function: protein binding. The transcript has 6 exons.
AUUGAGGUUGAGGAGGUUCACCACAGGCUCCAUGUGGUUGACAGAAUCGAUCAUUCUGAAUUAAUUACUAGAGCAACAAAAGUCUAUCAACUAGCCUUAGUUCACCCUCCGGAAUAAGACCAACCAUAUACCUGUCCAUAAGGAAAAUACAUGAAAGACCGCAAAGACCGGCGCCGAGGAAGACGGGCAGAAGCGAGAGGAGCGUCAUGAGGAGGCCAUCAUCGGUCGUUGGAGAGGAGGUGGCGAUGUAAAGAACCAAGACGCCGACGCAGCCCACAAGGAACGUUACUGCCCAUCUGCUACGGUCGUCGGCCUCCGGCACUACCAGCUCCAGAUCGCCGUCGGCCAUUUGCUUCGUGUGCCCUCAAUCAAUCGAUCGAUCUAUACUUGGAUAUUUUCUAGGGUUUGGCCGGUCUGGUUAAGGUCGAUGCAGUAUUUGUUUGUUGGGAUCGAUGCAUCCGGCCGGCGGUGCAUGCAGAGCCCUCUGAUCGGCAUCACAGGCUCCAAUACUCCGGGUCGGUAAGCAAUCCGAUACAUCAACAGUCCGAUUGUAAUACUUAUUCGCCAACAACUUGCAAGCCCUACGCGGACGACGGGGAAACCAGACCGAGCGCGCGAACGAGAUCGGCCGACCGAUGAUGGCGCCGGAGCCAGCCGUGCUGCCCAACGACGCCCUCGCGGAGGUCCUCCGGCGCCUCGCGCCGCACGUCCUGGCCGCGGCCCGGAGGGUCUGCAAGGCGUGGCGCGACGCCGUCGACGCCCGCCUGCGCGGCAGCCUGCUCUCUCACUCGGUGCGCGGCAUCUUCAUCAACUUCACCCAGCAUAGCUAUGGCUUCUCGGAGUUCUUCUCCCGCCCCUCGACGGGCCCGGCGAUCUGCGGAGGGCUCGACUUCCUGCCCUGCAUGGGCGUCCAGGUCACGGACCAUUGCAACGGGCUCCUGCUUUGCGGCGAACGGAGGAACGAGGACCGUGCGCUGCCGCGCGAGUACGUCGUCAAUCCGGCGACGCGUCGGUGGGCGCGUCUGCCCCAACGCCCUCGGCCGCACAUGUCGGGAUUCGAUCAGACCGCCUACCUCGCGUUCGAUCCCGCCGUGUCGACGCACUAUGAAGUCUUUCUGAUCCCACGCCUGCCAGUGGCCGGCGAAUUGGAUGACAACGAAUCGGACGACGACGACAACAACCCGUUGGUCGGGCCGGAGUGGCCUCCCGCGUCAUACGUGAUGCAUGUGUUCUCUUCGAUGACACAACGGUGGGACGAGACGACCUUCCUUCGGGAAGGGGAGGCUGCAGGGAUCGUCGGCAACAUGGAUUCAGAUUUGUGGUAUAACCGGCAUCGUUAUCAUGCCGUCUACUGGCAAAGCACGCUCUACAUUCAUUGCCAGCAUGGCUAUCUUGCGAGGAUGUCCUUGUCAAAUCUCAUGUACACAGUAAUCAAGCUACCAGGUGCCUGUGAAUUGAGAGGUUAUCCCAACCACCAUCUGGGGAGAUCACUAAGAGGGGUGUAUUGUGCGAUACUUGAUGGCUGGAAUCAACUUCGGCUUUGGUACCUCGAUGAAUCGUGCGGUCGAAUUGAGUGGGUGUUAAAACAUUAUAUCUUUCUUGGAAAGAGCUUUGAACGUGAGGACUAUGCUCAACAACUGGCCAAACGAUGGAUCUUGCAGGAUGUUAACUACCGUAAAUGGAGUUCCAAAUACCCUGAGUUUGCUUCCCCUAGAGCAAAUUACAUAGCAUCGGUGGAAGGGAAAUAUGAUUGGAACUCCGACGAGGAUAACGUUCUCGACAUUGAAGAUGAUAUUCAAGGGGGAUGCCGUGACAACUAUUAUUUCCUUGGGUUUCAUCCUUACACUAAGGUUGUCUUCUUGAUUUCAUCAGGGACAUCGGCUAGGGGACUGGCCUAUGACUGGAACAACUCGAAAUUCCAGGAUUUGGGCAGUUCAUGUCCGGCAGACUACGACCCCGUCAAUGGACUACCAUGCGGAGAGACGGACUCAUCUUUCCCAUACACGCCUUGUUGGAUGGGCGAGUUUGCUGGUAACGAAUUAGAAUCUCUACUUGAAGAUGAGAAACUAUAUAGAAAAAAGUUGGAACAGAAAUCUCAACGUAAAGAGAAAUCCAACUUUACCUGCAUGGACGAGUACGAUUUACGCAAGCAUCGUGGGCACACCAAGAGAGUCAAGGACUCUAACGCCAAGAAUCGUCGUAGACGCCACAUGGCCGCUUGCCACCUAAUUAGCAUAAAGUAUACUAUUGUCAUCACAGUUAUUAAGCAGGUGGUUAAGUUGCAGUACUAA